AUCCCGUGUUACCUCAGGUGUAUGGAAAGUGAAAUAGCUGCCUCCUAUAAAUGAGGUGCUGCAGGUCUGCUGCAACACAACACACAAGAGAAAUCAGUAUUUGCUCCUUCCAAAGGCGAAUUCUACCUUCUAAAAAUGCUCAACAGGAUUUUCUCUGUUUGCCUGCUUCUCAGUCUGUACAGUGCAGCCUCCUCCCUCAGCUGCAGAUGGAUGGAUCACAAAUUCAGUCAGCACAGUGAAAAGUCUUUGGAGCUACUAGACAGGAUGGAGAACAAUUCAACUAACACCACUGGGGAUGCUGAAGUGAAGAGCACUGCAGCCUUCCCUUAUGAUCUGUACAGCCAGGCGUCCAAAGCAUCAGCUGAGGAGAAACUUGGCUUCACAGUUCAGAUUCUGGAGGAGGCGGCUGCUCUGUUUGAGGAGGAUCACAGCUCUGCAUCAUGGGAGGAGAGGACACUGGAGGACUUUCUCAAUGUUGUAACCCAGCAGGCUGACGGCCUUCGCUCCUGUAUUGGGAGCCACGGCCACAAGAAGAAGAACAAGAAGCUGCACAUGUAUUUCAAGAGACUCUCACGCCACGUCCUAGAGCAAAUGGGCCACGGUGCUGAAGCCUGGGAGCUGGUCAGGAAGGAAAUUAGAGACCAUCUGACGAGAGCCGACCUGCUGGUUUCAUCUCUACUCACCACCAACUAAAUUAUUAUCUUCAGAUUAAUAAUAUGUUCAUUUAUUUACUUACAUGAAGUCUAUUUAUCGAUUUGUUAAUGCAUUCAUUUAUUUUUCAAGCUGCUUGUUUAUUUAUUUGUUGGUUUUCUACUCAACUUUUUUAUAAAUUAAGUUUCUUCAGAUGAAGAAUGUGAUAAUUUAUUUGCUUUAAUUAAGUUUAUUUAUCUAUUUAUUAAUGCAUUUAUUUAUUUAUCGCGCUUUUGUGUGUAUUUAUUAGUGGAUUGGUUGAUAUUCCACAUAACCUAUUUAUAAAUUAUUGUUUGU
Messenger RNA from Micropterus salmoides (largemouth bass), 987 nucleotides. RefSeq names its product interferon a3-like. Gene Ontology annotation, biological process: defense response; response to exogenous dsRNA. The record is from RefSeq and is a predicted model, not a curated record. Gene Ontology annotation, cellular component: extracellular region. The coding region runs from base 136 to 693 and encodes 185 amino acids. Gene Ontology annotation, molecular function: cytokine receptor binding. NCBI's taxonomy places the organism in Eukaryota, Metazoa, Chordata, Actinopteri, Centrarchiformes, Centrarchidae. The transcript has 5 exons.